Molecule: messenger RNA, 480 nt
Organism: Fusarium falciforme
Lineage: Eukaryota; Fungi; Ascomycota; Sordariomycetes; Hypocreales; Nectriaceae
Exons: 4
Coding region: 1-480 (159 amino acids)
Source: RefSeq, a predicted model, not a curated record
AUGUCUUCCUCUGCGACUACUCCUGCGUUCCGUAGCAGAAUCGGCGAGUUCAUUUCCGCCAUAGAAGUUAUUUACCAGGACGAUAAACCAAGCGGCACCGUCAACGGGAUUGGUAAUAGCAAUGCCGAUAUCAAUGCUGGGCAUGGCGGAGAAUACGUGUGGCUCAAAGUCCACUACGCUUCUAAGCCCAGUGAAUUGGUCAGCAACAUCUGGUUUGAACGUCGCAACAGCCAUAUUGAAGGUCGUGACGAUGAUCUUGCCAAGGGAGAUGAGGGACAGUUUCGUUACUUUCAUCUGGACAACGAUAUGUCGGAAGACAAAUUUGUGACCGAGGUUGCCCUUUGGCGAAGCGGUAGCCACCAGGAUGGACUUCCUGAGGAUUGGAACGGAAAGACUACCGAUAUCAACGACAGCCGUGCUGGCGAUUUUCUUUACCUGGUUUGGAAGACCAAGAAGUAUUUCGGACCCAAGAGUCCCUAG